Molecule: messenger RNA, 576 nt
Organism: Haemonchus placei
Lineage: Eukaryota; Metazoa; Nematoda; Chromadorea; Rhabditida; Trichostrongylidae
Source: the annotation of a GenBank genome assembly
AUGAUGAAAGACCUAGUCCAGAGAUGUGCAGAAGGAAACGCGCCGCGUGGGGAGCAUUUAAGAAUAUCGAGGGUGAAGAAGUCAAAGAACAUCGGGCUCCGCGCUCACCUUUUCGUCACUGCUGUCCUUCCUGUUUUGAGGUACACCUCGGGGACUUGGACUUUACGAAAGCAGGAAGAGCAUGCUGUCAGCGUUACUCAACGCCCUUUGGAAAGGACGAUGCUCGGAAUUUUCCUAUACACGCAGCUGCAGAAGGGAAUCUGGAGUUCCGAGUUCCGUCAUCAAAUGAAAAUCGGGGAUACCGUUGAUUACGCCAAGAAAUCGAAGAUCAGGUGGGCCGGACACAUUAUGCAAUGACGGCCGCCAACGAGAUGGUCAGCCUUCUUCACGAAAGUUCUGAACGAAGGAAAUCACCUGUCCCUGAAGCGAGCACGAUUCACUGGACCACUCUGGCUCAGGACAGGGACGAAUGGAGGCGUUACUGGCGCCCGCUCGAGGAAGUCGAUGAUCAACGGGACUACAGGUGAUACAGAUGAUACAAAACCGCAGGGUGAAAUAUCAGAAACGUUUUUAUAG